Messenger RNA from Gastrolobium bilobum, 1484 nucleotides. RefSeq names its product transcription factor MYB108-like. The coding region runs from base 1 to 1383 and encodes 460 amino acids. Gene Ontology annotation, biological process: regulation of DNA-templated transcription. The transcript has 3 exons. Gene Ontology annotation, molecular function: DNA-binding transcription factor activity, RNA polymerase II-specific; RNA polymerase II cis-regulatory region sequence-specific DNA binding. The record is from RefSeq and is a predicted model, not a curated record. Gene Ontology annotation, cellular component: nucleus. NCBI's taxonomy places the organism in Eukaryota, Viridiplantae, Streptophyta, Magnoliopsida, Fabales, Fabaceae.
AUGAAGGCAUGGCCAGCAAGUCUUGUAUACACAUCAUCGUCAACUUCCUCCUCUUCUUAUUCUUCUUCUACUUCUCCUUCAAUGGGAAUGGUUUAUGCAGACUUGGGUUCUCUAUCCCUUUGUUCCAACUAUGGUGUUUCUUCAUCUCAAGAUUGCUAUGUCUCCAAGAGCUUUGUGAUGGAAAACGGGGGUACUACAAGCUGGGCAUUGCCAUUUGUGAGGGAAUGCCUUGGAAGAAGCUUUGAGGAACACCCUAACAGUGAUGUUGUUGUGGAGGGUAAAGGGUCUGAUUGUAGUGGUGGGGCUGGGGAAAACAGUGACAAGAUUAAUCAUAAUGCUAGAUUUAAUGAAGAGAACCCUAAUGAGAAUUCUGUGACUGGCAAAGAGGCAGACACGGGACAUUCCAAGCUAUGUGCAAGAGGACAUUGGAGGCCUGCAGAAGAUUCCAAGCUCAAGGAACUUGUGGCUCUUUAUGGGCCUCAGAACUGGAACCUGAUAGCUGAAAAGUUAGAAGGAAGAUCAGGCAAAAGUUGUAGGCUGAGAUGGUUCAACCAGUUGGACCCGAGGAUCAAUAGGAGAGCAUUCACUGAAGAAGAGGAAGAGAGGCUAAUGCAAGCACAUAGGAUUUAUGGUAACAAAUGGGCCAUGAUUGCUAGGCUUUUCCCUGGAAGAACAGAUAAUGCUGUCAAGAAUCACUGGCAUGUUAUAAUGGCCAGAAAGUACAGAGAACAAUCCAGUGCUUACAGGAGGAGGAGGCUGAGCCAAUCUGUUUACAGAAGAAUGGAGGAAAAUACAAGCUUUGUCUCUAGAGACACAGCCACAACAGGGACAGAACCACCACCCUAUUGUCUCGAUCUUCCAAUUGGAGGAGGACUCAGCAAUAACAUGGCUAGUUUCCCAUAUGCAUCUUUCCAUGGAACUAGUGGUGGGGUUGAGUAUGGCUUGAAUGGUUCACCCCACAUGACUGUUGGGAAAGAAGCAAUCUCAAGUAACAAGCAGGCCCCUCCUCAUAUUGGCUUGUAUGCUCAACCGACACCACUUGAUUUCUUCUCUGGUGGUAGAAGCAAUGACAUGGUGGGGGAGUAUUAUAGCCAAACAAGACAGUGGGAUAGGCCAAGUGAUACACAUCCUCAUUCUCAUCAUCAACAAUCUGGUUUUUACCCUCAUCAUCAUCCCCAAUAUGUGAUGCUAAUGCAACAACAAGAGGCAAACAAUCACAAUUUUCACAGUUUCUCAAAUUCCACAGCAUCAAGAGCACAGAGAUUGGCCAGUGAACCUUCACUAUCAUCAGUGGCAGAACACAGAGAUCAAGCCCUGAACAGUGACCCCCCAGAUGCAAUUCCACCUCCAUUUAUUGACUUCCUUGGGGUAGGAGCCACAUGAUCGAAGUUAGAACCGAACAAAAAGCUGCAAACUUUCCCGGAAACUCCUCAAUAUAGGCGUGGUCCAACAUUACUGAGAAGCCAUUCGAGGUAAACAGAAAG